Ectocarpus sp. CCAP 1310/34 is the source of this 7881-nucleotide messenger RNA. Lineage: Eukaryota; Phaeophyceae; Ectocarpales; Ectocarpaceae. The record is from the annotation of a GenBank genome assembly.
AUGACCGACGUGUUUCUAGAGUCGCCGCCGGCGCUGUCCACCAUGAGCGCUCUCUUCAUCGGUUGGGGGCAACUGCUGGCUUUCGACCUGUCUCUCACCAGCGACAACUCUUCCGAGCCCUUGGACAUCGACUGCAACGACGGGACCGGGGCCGGAGGGGUCGACGUGUGGUGUCCCCUUGGGGCGGAGUCGGACCCCAUCCCAUUUUACAGGUCGGACGCGGCACUGUCGGACGACGACGGCGCCCUGAGCGAGGAGACGAGGAGCCCCGUCAAUUACGCAACCGCGUUCGUGGACCUCGACUUCGUGUACGGGCGGAGCGAGGACGACGCCGCUGCCCUGCGGUCGUCCGCGGACGGCGACGGUUUCAUGGCCCUCACAGAGAGCGGCUUGCCCUACGUGAACGAUGACGGGACUUGGCUGAUCGCGGACCAACGAUCGGCCCAAUUCCCGGUCACGUUCGCGCUGCACGUCAUGCUUCUCCUCGAGCACAACCGCUGCUGCAUCGACAUCGCGCCCGGCGAGGGCUUCGAGGGUGACGAGGACAUCUACCAGGCAUGCCGGGGGUGGACCAUAGCCGUUUUCCAGCACAUCACGGAGAACGAUUUUCUAAUCCGCCUCCUGGGGGGUAACAUCCAGGACCUCGGCGAAAGCAUGUCGUCGUCGUCGUCCUCGUUGUCGUCGGUGUCGGUGUCGUCGGUGUCGUCGUCGUCUUCGUCAACAACAACGACAACGGAAGCAACAACAGCGCCAACGGAAGCAAUAGCAGCGCCAACGGAAGCAACAGCAGCGCCAGAGGAAGCAACAACAGCGCCAACGGAAGCAGCAUCAGCGCCAGUGAAUGCCACAACAGCGCCAACCGAAGCGACAACAGCGCCAACGGAAUCGAUAACAGCGCCUGCGGAGGCGACAACAGUGCCUGUGGAAGCGACGACAGCGCCAGUGGAAGCGACAACAGCGCCAGUAGAAGCGACAACACCACCUGCGGACAGCGGCGAUGGUAGCGGCGAUGGUAGCGCCGGUGGCAGGGGAGAAGAACGGAGAAGAAUUAGGAGGAGGGGGCUAGAGGAAAGGAGAGGGGAAGCACUAGGUGGGGCGCAGGACGGGCGGCGGGAGGGAGGGUGGAUUUUUCUGGAACGAGUGUUUGGCCUAUUCUGUGGUGGCAUGCAUAUUUUUUCUAAAAUAUCGAAUAUCGCUCUUCACCAACUCAAUCGCAACCGUCACAAAUCAGACGAAGACGAACGCGAGCAUCCGGUGCCCGGGCGGCAGAGCAGGAGGGGCCUGUGGCUGACCACGGACUACGACGAGAACAUUAACCCGGGCGCCGACACCUUCACCUUGACGGCCGGGGCGGCGGCCUUCGAGUCGGCCCUGCCGUCCACUGUGCGGGUGGUCGGGGAAGGCUACGAGUCGACACGGUACGACAACAUUGAGCUCGCCGCGGCCGUCGGGGCCGACAGCCUCGUGUCCUUCUUCAACAACGUAAAGGUUGUGGACGUGUUGCGAGGGGCGGUGUUGUCCCCGGUGUAUGCAGCCGACACUCACUACACCGCGGCGGUCUCGAACGGGUCUCCGCUGUUCAAGCUCCCGGUGGACUCGGUGCAACGGGGGAGGGACCACGGGCUGCCGACCUACAACGAUGCUCGGGCGGCGUUCGGGCUCUCGGAGGCGACCACUUUCACAGACGUCACCACGUCGUCGUCGUCGACGUCAUCAUCGAUGACGACCAUAACGUCAUCUUCCGGUUCCGACGCCGACGAGGAGGUGGCGGACAUCCUCUCGACGGCAUACGGGGGCAACGUGUCGACCCUCGACGCUGUGACCGGGGCCCUGGCCGAGCCGACGAUGGCGAGCUCAGGGGGCUUCUUCGGGGAGCUACUGCACGCCGCCUGGCUGGAGCAGAUGUACAGAGCCUUUCAGGGCGACCGGUUCCACCACCUCCACUCCAGGGACAUCGAGGAUGCCUCCCUCACCACCAUCUCGGACCUGAUCAACCGGACGACCGGUGCCACCGACAUCCCGCUGUCGGCCUUCGUGGCAGCCACCGUGGAGGUGUGCGGCGCGGACUGCUCGUCGAUCGGGGUGUCGGAGGCCGACCUUUCGGACAGCUACUCGAUCGCGUGGGAGGUGCUUGAAGACAACACCAUGACGAUGUCGCUCAGCGCGAAGGGCAUCGGCGACACCGGGAUGCUGGGAAUCGGCUGGGGAGGACUCACCAUGAGCGACGCCCAGGAUUUCGUGAUCUGCGAGGUGCUCUCGUCGACCGAGGCGGAGUGCAUCGACCGGCAGGCGACGGGUGGGCGGUCCGUCCCGGAACCGGAUGACGAGGACGACCCUUACCUCGAGGUCUUGAGCGUGGAGGUGGAGGGCGAGUGGACGACGGUGCAGUUCUUGAGAUCUUUCACCACCCUCGACGAUCAGGACUACGACCUCUCCCAGGCAAUCGAAGACCUCGACAACGAGGAAGACACAGAAGUCAUCUACUCCUUCCGAGAGGGGGCCGGGGUCGGCCAGCACCCAAAUGCCAACCGAGGCGCCAGCACCGUCAACUUUGCCACGGGAGACGUCGAGAACGAGUGCGACGAGAACAACUUCGUGUCCAUACACGGGGCGCUCAUGCUCGUCGCGUGGAUGAUCCUGGCACCGUGGGGCAUCUACUACGUCAGGCAAGUUGUUUCUAGGGCACCGGUUUCUUUGGGUCCCUUUCUGUUCGCAACCUUUUCGUUGCUCAAACUAUAUUGUCAAGUCAGUCUCCUUGGACAACGUGCAUGUAUGCACCGCUGGCGUUGCCCCCCGUCCCUUGCUCCCCUCUCGACUGCCUCUAGGUACCGCAAGGGAGAGGAGAUCGACUUCAUCUGGCGCUACCAGUGGUGGGAGAUGCACGAGGAGAUCAUGAUCGUAGCCUCGGAGGCAGUUUUGCCUCUCGGCAUCACAGCUAUUUUCGCGCCGGGGGGAGAGCACCAGCACGAGCACGCGCACUGGGGGUACUACAUGAUCGUCGCGGUUGUCGCCCAAGUUCUGUCGGGCUGGCUGCGAGUGAAAGGGCUGGGAGGAAAGAACGCCAAUUUUUCCCUCUUUCACCGGUGCAACAAGUUCUUCCACAUCUACGCCGGGCGUUUCGCCUACUUGGCCGGCGUGGUGCAGUGCUACCGGGGACUGGAGCUCGUGGCCAGCGACGACCAGCUCAUUUUUUCGGCGGGGGACGGCCUUGACCUACAGCUGGGGAGCUUCGGGCUCGUGUACGAGUACGGCUUCCCCGCGUGGUUCGCCCUGAUCGCCCUGAUAUUCCUGUAUCUCGAGACAAGUAAGCAGUUCCGCCGCUACUUCAAAAAGGGAUCCGCCAACGUUCUAGGGUGUCUUGAGGUCGUCAACGAGGGCUACAAGGGUGACGACGGAGACGACGGCGAGCAGUUGAAGAACGAGAGGCUCAUGCCCAGAACCGAGGACCUGCCCAUCUACAGCGUCGCGGAGUUCAACGACAAGGUGCUGAACGGGCAGAGCUGGGUGCUCGUGGACGGGGCCAUCCUGGACGUGUCCGACUUCGCGAAGCGGCACCCGGGGGGCCAGCGCCUCAUUAUCAACGCGCUGGGCACGGACAUCACCCAGGAACUUCUCGGCGAAGACCUGUCCGUGGGGCACGCCAUGUCGUUCUCCCCACACGUUCACAGCGAGAGAGCUUGGACGAUCCUGCGGACGCUGGUGGUGGGGUACAUCGAGGAGGGGGAGGACGACAAUGGCGGCGGUGACAGUGACGGUGGACAAGAGCAGCAGCAACGGGCGAGGGCGGGGAGUGGGGCGCGCGACAGCGCCGCCGAGAGAACGGCAAGGGAUGGCAGCGUCAGCGAGGUCCGGCGGCCUUCUUCAGUAGGAGCGAACGUGGGGGCGACGGCGCGGGGGGGGGAGGCGCAGGUGGUGCCGGCGGCAGGAGGGCAGGGGGCGAAGAGGCAGAACCACAAGUUCCGGGUCGCCGGGCAUGCGGUGAUGCUCGUGGCGGGGAGGGGCGGCGGCGGCGGCGGCGGCGGCCUCACGGGGGACGCCCUGGCAAGUAAGGCACAGCGGCUGAACCCGAUAGCGAGCAUACCGGACAAGGUCGUUUCCCCCCCCGUCAACGCGAGGGAACAUCUCGUCUCGGACCACGUGAUCCCGCGCGUAGUGGAGGGGCCCCGACCCCGAGCACCUCCGAAGGGAAGCAACUCCAACGACAAGCGGCUGCUCGAGAGGUUCCACGUGUGCCCCCUCCUGUUUCGGGAGAGGAUGGGGGCGACCAGCGCCGUGGGGCGGGGCAACCUGCCCACCACCCGCCCGGUGUACCGGUACAUCUUUCUGUGCCCCGGCCAGGCGCAGGUUUUGAACAUCACCGGGGUCUGCUACUUCAACAUGCGGGCCCAAGAAAAGGGGAAGGGCGUCAUCCAGCGAUCCUACAACGCGUACGCGGUGAGGGUGCGUGACACCAACCCUACCCCGGCCGUGGGAGGGAUGCUGAUGGGCGGACUUUCGCACGGUGGCGACAAGGGGGCCGGGACGCUCAAAGUCGUCCCGGCUAGCCAAACGACGGAGGGGGUGCUGUGCAUAGAGAUGCGCAUCAGGCUGUACCACGACGGGGCCAUGAGCAAGCUGCUGGAAAGGCUCGCGAAGGACACAGACAACCCCGCGGUACAGCUGCAGGGCCCCUUCGUGAUCCAGAAGCUAGUCCCGCCGCCUGCGCACCGGAACGUCGUCAUGAUCGCCGCGGGCACGGGCAUCAACCCAAUGGUGCAACAAAUCCGAGACUACCUGGCCCUGCCGAGAGUUGCCGCGCAGUCCUCGAGGUCUCGGCUGGCCCUGGUGUGGCAAGCGACAAGCGAGGCCGACCUCUACGGCUCUGAAGAGAUGACGGAACUGCAGGCGAAGAGCAACGGCCUUCUCGAGGUGACCGUGCUCAUCAGCGGGGAGCACCGCAAGAGGAACAUCCCCGGGGCCGCGUUCCGGAAGGGUGCCGGGAAGCUCCUGGCCAAGACCGGCCUCGUCUCUCCGGCGGCGGCGUCGCCCGCCAGCUCCUUCAGGACCAUGCCGAGCGGGAGGCGAGUGCGUGUGCCGUCCGGCAAGAACUCCGUCAGCUCGAUCAAGUCAAUCAACGAGACCUCGUCGGUUGUCUUUCCGGAAGACAGCGACAAGGGAGCGCGGGGGGUGGAGAUCUCGACCGGGACUAGCAUUCUCUCCACUGUACGGCGACACUUGCGAACGAGUGAAAGAAUACCUUCGAACACCAGCGUGGCGAGUGCUCUCGCUCACGGCAAGGUCAGCCGCGAGGUCCUCGAGGAAGUUUUCGGCCCUAGCCUGCUCGGGGUCGUGGAGGCGGCCCGCAAGAAGGAGGAGCAGCUCUCCGACACAGUGCGGAAGCGGCUGCAGAGCCUGGCCAGGAGGAACAAGGCCGCGGCGGCCAGGAGAAGGUCGUCGUCGGGCGGGGGGGAGCGCAAUGAGCCGGAGAAAAAGUAUGGCGACGUUGGUGAUGAAGACGAAGAUGACGACGACGACGACGACGUUUUCGCAGACUUUUUGGCGGAUGAGCUUGCCGGGAGCGGUGACACCCCUGGGAAGCUGCAGGUGGUGGUCUCCGGUCCGAGCGGCUUCGUGUUCUACGUGGAAACCAUCCUCACCGAGAUGGGCGUCCUCCCAAGCGCGAUCGUCCUGCUCGACUGAUUCUCUUCUCUCGACAACGGCUUGCUGGCGCCCUCCGAAUCCGAGUGCUGCUGCUCCAGAGUGUUGAUGCAGUACAGUAGAGGGUGUUGAAUGCUUCCAAGUUUUUCAUAUCUGUUGUGUUGGUGUUUUUUUUUCGGUUUGUGCGGAUCAUGUGUAUUCGUUGGGGUCACUACUGAGCAUUCUUUUUUCAGGUGUAGCCGGUGGAACCCGUUGUUUUUUUGAAACCGUUAAAUUUUCAGAGGAUGCGUUUCCCCCCCACUCGUAUUCUGGGGCCAUUUCGGAUUUGUAGGACGAUUCUGUUCGUUUGGAGUGAUGGGAGGAGAGUUGACGUGCAGGGUAACGACCGCACGGUAGACAACGUGGAAAAGGGAAAUUAAGUGCUCAGGAGUAGUUGAGAAAAGAGGGGGAUAAGGAGGAUUGGCCAACUUAGUUUGACCAAGAAUUCUUCGGGGUAAUUUAUUUGUGCGGUUGGUUGCGGCGCGAACGUCAACUUUUGGGUGGAGGAUUGAUUCCUUUGUCGAUGUGUUUUCGGCGGUAUACAAGGCACCCAUCCCCCAAUGGUUGCGUGAAGCCCAGGAUGGUGUUGAUGGUUGGGCGAGCGCACUAUGUGUAGAGCUUUGUUCGUGGUAAGGGUCACGUUUUUCCGUUCACAGCGUUUCGAGGAGGCCUUGUGAGACUCCUUUUUUUACAUUUUUUUUUUUUUUCGUAGGUGGGGCAUGUUUGGUUGCUGGUAUUGCUUGGGCUUUGGGGAGCUUUUCAUCUGCGGGGGGCGGUCCUCUGUUGGCAUCGUGCCCCGUGUCGUCGGUUUAUUCGUGUCUCGGCGACUUCCGUCCGUGCCUUGGUGAGGUUUGUAGGUUGUUUUUUUACGGUUCUUUGUGAUGGCGCCCAUCUUGCAGUGCCGUUCGCUUUGGUUGGUUGGACAACACCGUCGUCUGCUAUCGUGCUUUUUUUUUUUUGUGUUAUACGUUUGCGGGAGAACUUCAUCCUCUCAGGCGGUGAUUGGUUUGACCUUGUUGUGAAAUUUUUGUGGGUACGAUUUUGAAAAAAUUGGCUGACACCAUCAACGUGGUGGGUGUUUUUUGUUGUUGGGGGUGUAUUCUCGAUCUUCGAAAAGAUCUGUGCUGGGUCCCGGGGAGAAGGCCUAGGCGCGCGCGGUCAGCAUGUAUAUGCAGUGAGUGUCGUGAUGCACGGUUACACGUGAAUGUUUUUGGCGGGAGUUUUGGGGUGAUCUCGCUGUCCAAGGGUUAAUUUUUUGUUCGUUUUGGUGAGGUAGGCGUCGCUCGUGGCGCAGCUCGAAGGCGGUGCAAUGGGGGCGGGAGGGGUUCACCAGCUACCCGCGAGGGCGAAGGAGCUAUAUGUAGUAGGUCAAGUUGGCACGCUGUUCUCCUAGCCACCGGCUGUGUGAGGCGCUCGUGGUCCUCAUCAUGGCGCUGAAGUCACAGCUAGUCUUGUCUCGAGAAGGGGUCGGCGGAGCGAGAGAGAGAGCGAGCGUCCCAUAGCCUGGGCCGCGGCGAGUGUCGUCAAUGUAAAGCGUAGAGCUUGAAGAUGGGGUUGCAACGUCGACCGGCUUGUAGCACUCGUGCUUUGUUUUGUUCCACGGCGCACCUCCUUUUGAUCAGGGGUCUUCUCUUCGUUUCACUUCAUUUUCCGGGGUUUAGAGAACGGUUUGGGGGGUAUGCCCAAUUCACGGGGUAAAUGUUGUGCUGGUUGUUCGCUGGUACGGCGCAGUAAAGAACGCUGCCCUUGUCCGUGUCGGUGGUAUAAAGUCCAUGCGCCGUGUAUCAAACGGAAAGGAUGGAGGAGAGAGAAUUAUGUACGAGAGCAAGUCAUGUGAUGGAUGUCUUGGCGCGUGGUUGCGUUGAAGAGCGCCUCCGGCUGUGUGUUGUUGGUUGUUCAGCGUGGUUUUGCGUGUUGUCGAAUGCAAAUGAAGCGCGACGGGCGUUGAGCGAGCAUCGGGGCAUUCGUUUUCAUGCAGUUGUUCCAUCUGCCAGUAUUCUCUAAUUGUGGUCGUCAGUGUUUUCCUCAUCAUCGCGAACCGAAUCGAGUACGUGCCCCCCCGGGGCGUCUUCGUGUGUUUUCGGAACGUGUGCCGGUUUCUUUUUGGCAGAAACACGGAGACAUGAUUCGUCUUUCAUGUCUUUCCCAGCAGCAACAACCAAUCCAGAAAGCGUUUGUGCUCGAUAGGAACGAGCUCGGUACAGG